UGGAUUUUUCCGUCCCCACCCUUGCGCCAUACUAUCCAUAGCCACUAAUAUCGUUUACUCUAAACUUCCUUUUCCCCCAUACACCCACACACAACUCUCUCUCUCUCUCUCUCUCCCCAUUUGCGAGAUUGUUUCUAACCUUAGGAAUUCCAGAACGCUGUUGUUUCUUCUCUGUUCUGUCACAAAAUUUCUGGUGGAGAGGAACUUAGCUAAUUGACUUGGAAUUCGUAGACAGCGUAGAAUGAGUAAUUACUGAGAACUGAAAGGUUUGGUUUUGGGACUGGUGGGGCGUACCCAUGCUAAUCUUAGUAGGAGGAAGUAUGCAAGGAACUAUGACUUCUCUGGUGAGUUUGGGAAGUAGUAUAGCGUCCGAAAGGUCCCACUCCUCUCUGUUUAGGAGAGUUUCUUUGUCUAAAGGAAAUUUCACGGUUAAGAAGAAGAGAUGGCACUGUGUGUCUUUGUCUGUCUGUAAAUAUUCGGUCACAACAACUGACUUCGUCCCCGAUCAAGGCAAUGCAGUGUCCCUUAAUCCAUCUAGUAACACCUAUAGAGGAGGAGGAGGAGGAGGAGGUAAAGGUGAUGAGGGUGAUGCAGGUUUCCUUCUUAAGCCUGCUCCUAAGCCAGUGUUGAAAUCCUUAGGGUCCAAGGGUGAAUCCCUUCCGGUCACUUGGGAACCAUCUGGAAUCAAUGGUGAUUCUUCUGAUGGUGAAACUUUAGAGGAUGCUGACGAGAGGAAUAAAGUGAUUGAGUCGCUGGGAGAGGUAUUGGAAAAGGCAGAAAGGCUAGAAAGUUCGAGAUUGAGCGAGUCUGGAAGCAAGAGAGAGAGUGGGUUUGCAAGUAAAUCUACAUCUACUACGAGUAGUAAUUUGACAAGUGGUAAACCGGCUCAAAAUUCUAAAACUUUGAAGAGCGUGUGGCGGAAAGGAGACACAGUCGCAACCGUCCAGAAGGUUAAGGGAUCAUCAUCGAAGCCUAGUAACAUGACUGGAAAGGAAGAGAUGAAAACAGGGCAAGGGGAAAAGAUAGACCCUGAAGCCCGUACUUCUUUUACACCCCGUCAACCACCUUUGAGACCUCAACCAAAAUUACAAGCAAAGCCUUCUGUAGCUUCUCUGCCUGUCAUAAAAAAACCUGUUGUCUUGAAGGAUGUUGGGGCAGUUCCAAAAUCUCCAGUCACCGAUGGAACUGAUUUAGAGUCGAAAACUACAGAACGUAAACCGAUUUUGAUCGACAAAUUUGCUUCCAAGAAACCGGUGGUUGAUCCUCUGAUUGCUCAAGCAGUUUUAGCCCCUCCACGACCAGGAAAAGGCCCUUCCACUGGAAGGUUCAAAGAUGAUUAUCGUAAAAAAAAUGCCUCAGCGGGUGGACCACGGAGACGGAUGGUUGAUGUGGACGAUGCUGACAUUCCAGAUGAGGUAUCGAUUCCUGGUGCAUCCAUCGCAAGGAAAGGGAGGAAAUGGAGUAAAGCAAGUCGAAAGGCUGCCAGACUUCAGGCUGCCAAAGAGGCAGCUCCUGUAAAAGUAGAAAUCCUUGAGGUUGGCGAGGAAGGUAUGCUGAUUGAGGAGUUAGCCUACAACUUGGUUAUUGGUGAAGGUGAGAUUCUUGGGUAUUUAUACUCAAAAGGAAUUAAGCCUGAUGGGGUGCAAACUCUGGACAAAGAUAUGGUGAAAAUGAUUUGUAAAGAGCAUGAUGUUGAAGUGCUGGAUGUUGAUCCCAUUAAAGUUGAAGAAAUGGCGAGAAAGAAGGAAAUUUUUGAUGAAGAAGACCUAGACAAACUACAAGACCGGCCUCCCGUUAUUACUAUAAUGGGUCACGUGGAUCAUGGGAAGACAACCCUUUUGGAUUAUAUUCGAAAGAGCAAGGUAGCUUCAUCUGAAGCAGGUGGCAUUACCCAAGGUAUUGGCGCAUAUAAGGUGCAAGUUCCUAUAGAUGGCAAGGUGCAGCAAUGUGUUUUCCUUGAUACACCAGGGCAUGAGGCCUUUGGAGCAAUGAGAGCUCGUGGAGCAAGGGUGACAGACAUUGCUAUUAUUGUAGUCGCUGCUGAUGAUGGAAUCCGUCCUCAAACAAAUGAGGCCAUAGCUCAUGCCAAGGCAGCUGGAGUUCCAAUAGUGGUUGCUAUAAAUAAGAUAGAUAAAGAGGGAGCAAAUGCAGAACGAGUCAUGCAAGAGCUUUCGUCCAUUGGUUUAAUGCCUGAAGACUGGGGUGGUGAUAUCCCAAUGGUUCAGGUUAGUGCUCUUAAAGGGGAGAAUAUAGAUGAUCUUUUGGAAACUGUCAUGCUCGUUGCCGAGUUACAAGAUUUGAAGGCUAAUCCUGAUAGAAGUGGAAAGGGCACAGUCAUUGAGGCAGGUCUUCACAAAGCUAAAGGGCCACUAGCUACAUUUAUCGUGCAGAAUGGGACACUUAAAGUUGGUGAUAUAGUAGUUUGUGGAGAAGCCUUUGGAAAGGUGCGGGCUUUAUUUGAUGACGGUGGAAAUCGUGUCAAGGAAGCUGGACCCUCUAUACCUGUACAGGUGAUUGGAUUAAAUCAUGUUCCAAUUGCUGGUGAUGAAUUUGAGGUUGUUGAUUCCCUCGAAAUUGCACGUGAAAAGGCUGAGUUGCGUGCUGAAUCAUUACGAAAUGAACGUAUCUCAGCUAAGGCUGGAGAUGGGAAGGUUACACUUUCUUCCUUGGCUUCUGCAGUUUCAACAGGAAAGCUCUCUGGAUUAGACUUGCACCAGCUGAAUAUUAUCCUGAAGGUUGAUGUUCAGGGAUCCAUUGAGGCUGUCAGACAAGCGCUACAGGUGCUCCCACAAGAUAAUGUCACCUUAAAGUUCCUCUUGCAAGCAACAGGUGAUAUAAGCUCUAGCGACAUUGAUCUUGCAGUUGCCAGCAAAGGAAUUAUUUUGGGAUUCAAUGUCCGAGCUCCAGGUUCUGUGAAAAGCUAUGCUGAAAACAAAGGUGUUGAGAUGAGACUCUACAGAGUCAUCUAUGAACUUAUUGAUGAUGUGCGGAAUGCAAUGGAAGGACUCCUAGAGCCUGUUGAGGAUCAACUAACAAUUGGUUCAGCUGAAGUCCGAGCCAUUUUUAGCAGUGGCAGCAGUCGUGUUGCUGGUUGCAUGGUGAUAGAUGGAAAAGUAGUAAAAGGCUGCGGCAUUCGGGUCAUUCGAAAGGGAAAAGUAGUUUAUACUGGCGUUCUUGAUUCAUUGAGACGAGUUAAGGAAGUUGUGAAAGAGGUAACUGCUGGACUAGAAUGUGGGCUUGGAAUGGAGGAUUAUGGUGAUUGGGAGGCGGGAGAUGUUCUCGAGGCCUUCAGUACAAUUCAGAAGAAGCGGACCCUUGAAGAGGCAUCGGCUUCCAUGGCAGCUGCACGUGAAGGAGUAGGAUCUGAACCGUAGAAAAGCAUGUGGCUAACAAAUUGCCUUCUAAGCUUUUUUCCUCGAGGAAUCCGUGUGCCUUUUUCCCUCAACACAGAGGCACCACUGUCCGAUUGGCGCUUCGGCAAUGCUUUCCCAGUAUUAAUUGGUUACUUCGCAUCACUUACAAUUGACUGGAGUGUUUCUGCCAAGGACAUGAGCUUCUAGUGGUUUUGCCUUUUGUUAUGUGCGCAUGAUUAUGUACAUAACGAUAUCAUAUUUAGCUUCUUUUUGUAAAGGGGAAACAUUUAUUCAAGCGGUAAAAUUUCAACAUGGACAAAGCUUUAUCAACUGCAUAAAGAAUUCAGGAAGAAAGUUAUAAGAUUCA
Messenger RNA from Juglans microcarpa x Juglans regia, 3720 nucleotides. Its product is annotated as translation initiation factor IF-2, chloroplastic. Lineage: Eukaryota; Viridiplantae; Streptophyta; Magnoliopsida; Fagales; Juglandaceae. Gene Ontology annotation, biological process: translational initiation. The record is from RefSeq and is a predicted model, not a curated record. The transcript has 13 exons. Gene Ontology annotation, molecular function: GTP binding; translation initiation factor activity; GTPase activity. Bases 297 to 3374 code for a protein of 1025 amino acids.